AUGUCGUCUUUUUCCCAGGAUGACGAACAUGAUCCCCAAGCGGAUGAGCUCCGCGAGACCGCCUUGGUGACGCUAGAAGCCUUGAUAAGCUCCUGCGGCCAGAAGAUGCAGCCUUACCUACAGAAUACGGUCAAAUCCGCCCUUAGAUUCCUCAAAUACGAUCCGAAUGUCGCUGAGAUGGAGGAAGAUGAAGAAAUGAGUGGCACUCAAGAUGAUGGCUCCGAGGACGACGGAACGGAGGAACCUGAUUUGGAUGACGAUGAAUUCGAAGAUUUCGAGGAGGAAGGUGGCUAUAGUGAUGUUGAUGACAUGAGCUGGAAGGUGCGCCGGUGUGCUGCGAAGCUACUUUUCACCGUCAUCUCGACCUACGGGCGGAGUCGUGCGUUGGAUGACUCUUCCUUGUACCAGCAAAUCGCGCCUGCCCUCAUUGCCCGGUUCGGCAAAGAAAGAGAAGAAAGCGUGAAGCUGGAGGUGGUUUCGACAAUGACUGCCCUCGUCCGUAAGACAGGUGAAGAUGUUAUGAUAAUCACAUCGAAUGGCUUCCUUGAAUCGGUGGGCGGGUCGAAGAACUCGAGGAAGAGAAGGAGGCAGGAUAGUGACGCAAGUAUGAUCGACUUUGAACCAAGCAUUGGCACCUCGUCUGCGGUCGGCACGCCCGUUAUUGCUCCAUCAUCACCGAAAUCUGGCCCCCAGGCUGAUUUGGCGCGCUCGGUGCCCCUCGUCGUGCAAAGCCUUGUAAAGAUGUGGAAACAAGCUUCUAUGCCACUAAAGCAAGCUAUAAUUGUAUUGCUCAAGAACUUAGCACUCGUUCGGUAUGGUGGUUUAGCUGAUCAUCUCCAACAAAUCGAAGACCCGAUAGCCGAUGUGCUCAAGUCAUCGUCUCCAGCGGUAACCACAUCCGCACCGGCUGGAGCUACAGCCAGUGCAGGCACUCUCCAGAUUGAAACUCUAAGUCUCAUUGCUGCAGUCGCGGAGACACACACAUCUGAUGCCCUUUUGCCUUUCUUAAUCGCAUUGAUCCCUGGAGUCAUCGGUGCCGUCAAUGACAGAAACUACAAGGUGAGUAGCGAAGCGCUCGGAGCUGUCGAGCAAAUAGUGAAAGCUCUCACUCCACCCCGGGUGUCUGUUGCAUCGCAGGAUCUUGCAGCACAAUUAGAAAAGCUAUACGAUGUUGUUCAUAGUCGCAUUACAGACACAAGUGCCGACCUGGAAGUUCGCCAACGUGCCAUUCAUGUAUUUGGGGUUCUUCUGGCACGAACAUCGGGAGAGAAGGGUUCGGCUUUCAUCUCGUUGGACCGACGGUCAAAGGGGCUUGCCGUGUUGGUAGACCGCCUGAAGAAUGAAACUACGCGACUGUCGGCUGUACGUGCUGUUGAUGACGUUGCUGUCCUGUGUGAUAGGAAGGCAGAUGUCACUGCGGCGUGGGUCGGCGAAGUCACCACGGAACUUGGGGCUCAGCUACGUAAGUCAGAUCGAGUACUUCGAGGUGCCAGCUUAGAGGCUCUACGCAGUUUAGCUAUGAAUUCCAAGACCAGAGUACAUUUUGAUGGGAAGACUAUGAAGGAAUUAGAGGAUUGUUUGUUGCCUCUUAUCAACGCUGAAGAUUUCCACUUCCUCGCUCCUGCCCUCAUCAUCCUUGCGAAAAUGAUUCCCGGAAACGCGGAACUUCUCGUAAAUGAGGCUUUGGUUUCCGCUCUUUGCUCAAUCGUCCUCUCCUCACUUGUUGGUACUGUUCUGAAGGCGUUGCUACUUCUCGUCAAGGUUGUUGGAGAAGAAGGUGCCGGUGCGGUUUUGAUGAAGAAGCUUUUGCGUGAUGUAGGCAUCAACGGCGACACAUCUGUUGUUGGAAGGGCUAUUGGAACGCUCUUAGUCCACGGCGGAUCCAAGCUAGGCGUCAAGAUGGAUGAUUUCCUUAAAGAGUUGCAAACCGCACAAGAUGCCCAACGCAAAUGUCUCGCGCUCGCAAUCCUCGGAGAAAUCGGCCUUAGAAUGGGCCAUGAGUGCUCGUUGACACCGGAGCUAUUCAUAACUCACUUCGAUUCGAAGUCUGACAAAGUUCGCCUGGCUGCAGCCACUGCUCUGGGAAAUGCAGCCGCGGGUGAUGUGAAAACUUAUCUGCCCACUAUCAUGAGGGGACUGGAAAAGCCCAAUCAUCAAAGCUACCUGCUUCUUCACUCGGUAAAAGAGCUGCUUCAGCAUCCCGAGAUUGUUCGCCCAGAUGUUGCUCCCUCAGCACUCAAGCUAUGGCAGGCUCUUCUCAAUGUUUCUGAAGAAGAAGACAACCGAGCCGUUGGUGCCGAGUGUGUUGGUCGACUAGCACUAAUCGACCCUGUAUCUUACAUACCGCAUUUCCAGGAAUGCCUCUCUAAUUCGGACCCGACAAUUCGUGGGGUGGUGAUCUCUGCAUUCCGUUAUACUCUGUCAGACUCAAGAGAUACUUACAACAAUGUAUUGAGACCGUUAAUCGUUCCACUUUUGGUCAACAUGCUCAGUGACCGUGACUUGGGAAAUCACCGACUUGCCUUGACAACCCUUAACUCUGCUAUUCAUAACAAGAUGGAUAUUAUCCUCCCUCACCUUAACGAACUUUUACCUGCCGUGUUCGGUGACACACAGAUCAAACCAGAAUUGAUCCGUGAGGUGCAAAUGGGCCCAUUCAAGCACCGAGUUGAUGACGGUCUUGAGCUGCGGAAGAGUGCCUACGAAACGCUUUAUGCCUCCUUAGACACGACUUUCUCUUUGUCGCAUGUCUCUGAAUUCUUCGAACGCAUAUUAGCCGGAAUUGACGAUGAGCAAGAUAUUCGCACUAUCGGCAACCUUAUGACUUCCAAACUAAUCACCCUCGCUCCGGAGGAGACGCAGAGGUCUCUGGAUGCUCUUUCAGAGCGUUACAGCGUCGUACUGUCCUUCAAACCAAAGGAUAAUGCCGUGAAGCAAGAACUUGAAAAAGCACAGGAAGCAUCAAUGGGUGUUCUGAAAAUUACCCGAGAGCUGAGCAAGGCGUUUCCCAAUGCCGAGACAUCCGGUGAGCAUCAUAAAUGGAAGGCCUACAUGGAGUGGGUUCGAAAGACCUUCUCGUCACAGUUGAAGAGCCUUGAUACGGAAUUUUAG
Messenger RNA from Aspergillus bombycis, 3111 nucleotides. It is a transcript of the gene canA, whose product is annotated as putative cullin binding protein CanA. Gene Ontology annotation, biological process: SCF complex assembly; protein ubiquitination. The transcript has 3 exons. NCBI's taxonomy places the organism in Eukaryota, Fungi, Ascomycota, Eurotiomycetes, Eurotiales, Aspergillaceae. The record is from RefSeq and is a predicted model, not a curated record. Gene Ontology annotation, cellular component: nucleus. The coding region runs from base 1 to 3111 and encodes 1036 amino acids.